UCAUUCGGUCUGCGAACUGUCUGUCAUCAAGUGUCAUCUGAUAUAUAUUUUAUUUACAGAUACGAUUACGAUGUUCGGAUGUUAUUUUUAAGAGGAAACGAAUUAAAAUGAGUAUACAUAGCUGAAAUAUUGCGAGAAGACAAAACAAAUAAACGCUAAAAGUGAUAAUUGAAUGUAAACUAUGUCAAAACAAUAUUAUAUUACGCUGACGCUUUUAUUGACGCCAAAUAUCUUGCUGUGUGCAACAGCGGCCGUGCACAGUCACAGCAUCGAUAAUACGGAGCGAGAAUCGGACGGCGCGUACCGGCCGAGAGACUAUGAGCACUAUAACGACGCCGGUCAUAACGUGGAGUUCGAUCACGAAGCGAUACUAGGUAGCGUCAGGGAGGCCGAGGAAUAUGACUCGCUCAGUCCCGAGGAGGCGAAGCGGCGGUUCGCGCUUUUACUGCCGAAAAUGGACCUCAAUGGUGAUUCCUAUGUCGACCAGUCUGAGCUUAAGAAGUGGAUCCUGAACUCUUUUGUAAAGUUAUCCCAAGAGGAAGCCGAGGAGCGCAUGUCAGAAACAGACAGUGAUCAAGAUGGGUUAGUCACGUGGUCGGAGUAUCUCAAGGACGCUUUUGGUGUCAGCGCUGAAGAGGAACUCGACUCCGAGGAUAUCGGAGACACGGGCAUGCUGGUGCGCGAGGAGAAGGCCAUGUGGCGCGCCGCCGACGCCAACGGGGACGGCGCGCUCGACUUCGACGAGUUCGCGGUGUUCUCUAACCCCGAGGAGCACGAGUCGAUGCACGUCUUCCUCGUGAACCAGACGAUACGGGAGAAGGACCUCAACGGAGACGGACUCAUCAGCUUCCACGAGUACAUCGGAGACAGGGGCGCGCAGCAGGACCAGGAGUGGGUGAUAGCGGAGCGCGAUAAGUUCGAGCACGAGCUGGACCGCGACCGCGACGGCCUGCUGGCGCCCGACGAGCUGCGGCGCUGGCUCGUGCCCGACAACGACGAGAUAGCGGAGGAGGAGGCGGAGCACCUGCUGGCGACGGCGGACGACGACGGCGACGCGCGCCUGUCGCGCCGCGAGCUGCUCGAGCACCACGCCGUGUUCGUGGGCGGCGCCCGAGCGCCCGAGCGCUUCGACGACGAGCUGUAGCGCCCGCGCCUCACGCCCUCCUGUACCGUUUGCUCCCUUGCGUCGCGUCGACCUUCUCACGACUAACGUCUUCCGCUCCGUGUCUGCCCAGAUACCCAUUACUGACGUUCGCUAGGUGUUAAUACGUUCGUGGAUCUAUUUUUUUUUGUCUGUGUUUGUGCGUGUCUGCUUCGUACGAUGAUGAAUCGGACUUUGUUCUCUUUUCUGAGUUGUUAAAACGAGCACCGCAUCCGUUUCAAAUAUACCUCUAUAAUACAUUAUUUUUAAUUAAUCUUUAGUGUCAGUUCUGUACCCGUUGAGCUAAACGAAUUAGAAACGACCAAAUAUAGCUGUCUCAUUCUUAAGUGGAAGAGUGAAAAGGAUAGCAUACAUCUUAGUUCGAUUCGAUCAAAAUUAAUCUAUAGGUUGGAUACUAAUAUCGUAUCUCAAUAAAUACAACAGGAUUGACAUCAACAAUAUAUCUUUAUAACAUUUAAAAUAAUAUUCAAAACAUUUAUUUUAAUAGUAAUAUAACUGUAUAAAUCAUUUAGUUUGGAAGUUGACAUUCGAUGAAAUAAAAAUAUGUAUUUACACACAACCUAUGUAUCUCUGUCUGACAUAAACGUUAGAGAGACAAAAAAUUGUCUAAUAUUCAUUACAUCAAUUUAAAAUCUCGUAUAUUAUAUAUAAUUAUUUGUUGAUAGUUUAUUUUUAUUAAACGAACUUAAAGUGUUCAUAAUAUUAUGAACUAUUCCGAUUUCACUGAGAUGCGCACACGCACAUUUCAUAAACUAGACAUAGAUACCCAUGCUACUACCGUCAUAUUGCUAUUUUGUACAUAUAUAUAUACACGAAUGUUUCGGAGCCCAACUUCAGUCCGGCCAACUUAGUUCGCCCGGUCUACAAUUUUAACAUAUUUUCCCAGAAUAUCGGAAUAGUUUUUAAAUAUAGUCUUGCCAAAUAUAUAUUAAAUAUAGUUAGGAUUUACAAAAAAAAAAAUAGAGAAUUGUUAUCAGACUAUAUGCUGUUCGCAGUAUGUAUUUAUUAAAAAGAUUAUUUUAAUGAUAUCCAGUAAUAACAGUUAAAUUAUUUAAGUGUACUUAACUUAUCGAAUCUACAAAGAAAGGCUUCCAUUUUUUACAAAAGGAAAUUUACUUACUGAUAUCGAAUACUAGGCUAGGCUAUUGUAUACAUUUAUUCGCUGGUUAUACACAGACUUGUUCGAAAUAAUUUCAGUGAAAUAAUGUUGUAACCUUACAACAUCGACAAUUAAUUUUAAUUAAAAUAACUAACCAUAUUUGUCUCGUAUGUAUAAUUUUAUGUACGAAGAUGUUGUAUUCGUUCUCAAAUUAUAGAAAAUAAAUUUAAGAGACUUUUGUUUUCGAUGUGUCCAAUUCAUUUAUUUAAAUACGAAGCAAGGAGGUAAUUGUAAUCAAAUAUUUAAAAUUAAAUAAAUUUUAUUUUAUCAAUUAUUAACUGGAGUGAAUUCUGUGUAACUAAAUUAUUUGAUAAUGUUAUUAAACGUUUACAGGAUUGUAAAACCGAUACUAAUCCCAGAUAAUCGAUGUUAAAUAUUUUGAUAUUGUAUCCACAAAAUAUUGUAUUAAUUAAACAUGAUUAGCAUUUAGUUUUAUUAAACUUUACUUUAGAAUUUUUACUGUUUUUGUCCGUACUUAGAAGUUACUUAGAUGCUUUUGCGACUUAUUAAUGACUAAGGUUGGUUUCUGUUAUGCUUAACUAAUAGUAACGUGUGAACAUUCAUUUUGACCAUAGCGCGCUAAUAUACGGGGCCGGAUUAUCCAUUAGGCAGUGAAGAUUGCCUUGAUGCUCCAUUGGCUAGGAGCCAGGCAGACGGAGAAAAAUUGGGGGAAAAAAAAACUUAAAAAAUGUCUGUCAUAUAGGAAACAGCAUCAUUAUGAUUAAAUUAAGUCGUGGUAGAAAAAGUAGAGCCAUUUUACGAAGCUAGAAAGAGCACAGGGCCCUGAGAACUGCCUCGCCCGGGGACACCGAUAUGGUUAUUCCGGUCCUGUAACUUUUAUUUCAUUUUCAACCAAAUCCACCCAACUGAUGAAGCCUGUGGAAUUGUGCUCAUACUUGAUGCAACAAUACAAACUAGUAUACAUUUUUUUUUAUUAGUUUUGAAAUAAACGCUUUAUUAUAUAUAA
Messenger RNA from Vanessa atalanta (red admiral), 3288 nucleotides. Its product is annotated as reticulocalbin-2. The coding region runs from base 182 to 1144 and encodes 320 amino acids. Gene Ontology annotation, molecular function: calcium ion binding. The transcript is spliced from 7 exons. Lineage: Eukaryota; Metazoa; Arthropoda; Insecta; Lepidoptera; Nymphalidae. The record is from RefSeq and is a predicted model, not a curated record. Gene Ontology annotation, cellular component: endoplasmic reticulum.